Messenger RNA from Anopheles bellator, 1952 nucleotides. RefSeq names its product CCR4-NOT transcription complex subunit 10 (gene Not10). The record is from RefSeq and is a predicted model, not a curated record. The transcript is spliced from 3 exons. Gene Ontology annotation, biological process: negative regulation of translation; mRNA catabolic process. NCBI's taxonomy places the organism in Eukaryota, Metazoa, Arthropoda, Insecta, Diptera, Culicidae. Gene Ontology annotation, cellular component: CCR4-NOT complex. Bases 33 to 1952 code for a protein of 639 amino acids. Gene Ontology annotation, molecular function: protein binding.
UCGAUAUCGAUAUCGUAUUUAGAUUUAGUGUGAUGGCAGAGCCGAAUCAAGCGAUCAAAAAGGCGUCUCUGAGUGAGCAAGAACGCGAUCUUGAACACCAAGCCUUUAUCGAGUUUCAAAAAGCCGAUUACCAGGCAUGCCUGAAAACGCUGCAAAAGCUGCUGAAAACCCAGGACGCAAAUCCAAAGGUGCUGCACAACAAGUCGGUGGUGGAGUUCUACAACAGUGAUCUCCGUCGCUAUGAUCAGUUCCGCACCGCUAUGACACAGCACACGGGAUUGCUGGGAGAAAUACGAGCCGUGGAAAUCAAAGACCGUGAGUCGUGUGCCGCCUAUGUGAACCAGGCGAUCGUUUUGUACCACUUCAAACAGCCUUUGGCCGCUCUAAAGAUCAUGCUGGCUGUGAUGACCCACUUUGAUCGGCUGGAUGACUAUCUGCUGCGUAGGGCCGGUAUUUUCACGGUGCACCUGCUGCUCGACACAAAUCAACCGAAGAAGGCGAACCGGUUGCUGGGGAUGCUGCAGAAUCGCUUGGGCAUUCAAGUUUACGCCAUACUGAGCGACUCGGACGAGGAUGAACCGCUGAUCGAUAAUGAGAGCAGGAAGGACAUCUCCGAGCUGCAGUUCGAGGAGUUUCGCAAAGAGUUCCGCUUGAUACUGAUUCGUUCGAAUCUGCUAAAUGGCAAGAAGAAUAUGUCGAUUCCGUUGGAAGACACUUCCGAGUACUCGAUACUGAAAGGGCACCAGUAUUUUCUUGGCAACGACUACCAGAUGGCGGCCAAGGAGCUGUCGAAACAGUUUACCAACGACCCGGUGAGCGUACAGCGACACGGAGAAGACCAAAACACGGUGCUGGCCAACGAUAUGGGUGUGAUUCACUUUUCGGUGAAGCACUACGCGCUUGCCGCUCGGUUCUUCCAGCAAGCGCUGCUCUUCGAUCAAUCCGCCACCGAGGAUACGUCCACGGAGAAGGUGGAGGGGUCGCCACUGUACUGUGUCGGUGCCACAAAGCGACCGGAAAUCCUGUACAACCACGGGCUGGCUCUGCUUCACUUACAGCGGCCGAAGGAAGCGUUCGAAUGUUUGCUGAUCGUGCUGAACUCGUUCCACAACAAUCCGCGGCUUUGGCUGCGACUGGCCGAGUGCUGCAUAAUGGUGCACCGGCAGGAGAAGCUGAAGCAAAAGAAAAACAUUUCACAAGGUUCGGUCGGAAACGGUGUGCAUAGGAAGUACGUUCUAAGCCCAGCCCCGAAAACGCCCGUCUCGGACGGUAACCAAUCGCUCGCGAUACCCGCCACGACGCUCGAAUUUGGGGCGCUCUGUCUGCGCAAUUCGGUAACGUUGCUCGAGUUGCACGAACCGGAACUUGUGCGACAGACGGAAAACUGUGACCGGUCGGUGGCGUGGGAUAAGGUGUACGAGGGGGUACCCUGCAAUCCUUCGUUGCCGAUGAAGCUGGCCUCGUUUAACAAACUAAAGUGCGCCGUUCUGGCGGCGUACAGUUACGUGCUCAACAGCCUUGGCGAAUAUAGCUUGGCAUUGAAGUACGCCAAACAGAUGCUCACCGUGAAGGACCUCCCGCAAUCAUAUCUGUUACUUUCGCACAUGUAUUCUGCGGAAGCGUUGGUCAUGAUGAAUCGCCCACUAGAGGCGCUCAACUAUCUGGAACCGAAGUUUAUCACUGAGCUGACCGGAGACGAUUUCGGUAUGCGAGCUUCGCCACAUUGGAACGUCAAUUCCGCCGAUGCAGCCCAAACCGUGAUGCACUACAACCGGGCGGUGAUAUUAAUGCUGAAAGGUGACUACGAACAGGCGAAAGUGUCGAUGAAUGCUUGUAAUCACCCGCUGGUAGUGCCAAACCUGAAAAUGUUGAAUGUGUACCAGGAGCUGCUGCUGGGAAACUACGACAAAGUCCGGCUCUUAAUACGGUACGACUCGCCGCAUCUAAUUUAA